Molecule: messenger RNA, 741 nt
Organism: Micromonas pusilla CCMP1545
Lineage: Eukaryota; Viridiplantae; Chlorophyta; Mamiellophyceae; Mamiellales; Mamiellaceae
Exons: 1
Coding region: 1-741 (246 amino acids)
Molecular function (GO): protein binding
Source: RefSeq, a predicted model, not a curated record
AUGUCCGACAUCGAAAACAUGUCCUUCGAAGACCCGUGGAGCGCGUCGGAAGACGAUGAGGAGUCGAGCGCGUCGGAAGACGAGGAGGAGCCCUCCGCCUUCUGUAAACACCUGUUGAAAGAGCUCCGCCGGGCCUAUGACCAGCUCGUGGAAAAAAGAGUCGAGCUCCGGCAAGUGAACGCGGCGCACGCUGAGACGGCGCGAGCGCUCUUGGAAGGGAGGAACAUGUCGUUCAACCCGAACGAGCAGCUCGCAAGCGUGAUCUUGUCCCACGUCCACGACCUUCCAACGCGCCUGGCGCUGUCGCAGGUGGACAAAACCUUCCUCGCGGCUUCGAAGCAAGACGCGAGCUUGCCGGGCCCGGAGGUGUUGUUCGCGUUCGCCGAGAGGUGUGAGGAUUACCGUAUUUCCAGUGGUAUAUACGAUUUCAAGCCGUGUAUCCAGUGGUGCGAACGAGCGUACGCGGCGGGUCACCCCGAUGCGAUCCUUCAGCUCGGGUUUUGCUACUACUACGGCAACGGAGUCGAGCGUGACUACGCGAAAGCUUUCGAGUUGUUCAGCGAAGGCGCCGAGAAGGGCUGUGCAUAUGCCAUGUACUGGAUCGGCCAGUGUUACCAUUUAGGCGACGGUGUCGAGCAAGACAUGCCCACGGCGAUCGAAUGGAAUCGCAAGGCUGCGGCGAAAGGUAACAGGCAUUCACAGGCAUGGCUCGCAGAACACGACGACUUCGUGAACUUGUGA